UUUUGUGAUGCCGGAACAAGCUCUUCAGGAUUCAACAAUGGCGGAGAUAUCUGAAUCACCAAACCCUAACUCGGAUUUGGACCCUCAAACAAUGCGUAAAACAAAGCCUGGAUUGAAGCGUUUAUUUCUCACACUAACUGUCUUCAUCUCUUUCCUCAUCGCUUUGCCUUUCUUACUAAAGUCAAUAGAGAUUUACCGAGCACCAUUGCCAUUUGAAGACAUAGAUUUACUAUCAAUGGAAAUGGAGAAGAAUCAUUUGUUGUUUCCUUGCCAAUUUCAAGCAGUUUUUGUGAACUUCAAUGACAUUACUGAUGUAAAUGAGCUAGGGCUCUUAAUCAAUUCCCAUAUGCAAAAAUUGACUUCAGAAAAUACUCAGACUUGUGGCACGUGUGGGAACAAUUUUACCGUAGCAGUAACUAUUGAUUCCAAUUCUAACUGUAUUAAUGGCAACGAUAAAUGGCAAUGCGGUGUGUUGAAUGGAUUCGAUAAGUCGAAUGAUCAUGAUGAGGAUUUUGAUGAGUAUUUGGAGUCGAUAUUGGAUGGUAAGAAUAGGAAUGUUUAUACGGUUGUGGUGGUGAAUAGGAAGGAUGAGGAGGAUGUUAGAGUUGUUGUUGGUAAAUAUAGGCAUGCUUGGAUAGUAGGAAAAGAUUCUGUGGAGAAAGCUGCUGAGAAAAUGGCAGAGAUUUUUGUCAAUGUGUUUGUGAAUGGUGGGAAGGAAGAAGGAUCAAUUCGUGGGGAAUUCAUGCCGGUAGGUGCAGAUGGAAAGGUCGUGCUUUCGUUCAGUCUUUUGAAUUCGGAUCCGCAUGAUUGGGUUUAUGAUUGGGAUUUUCAGGAGUUAGAUGAGAUUCUGCUGGCUCCUGCUGUGGAUGCUUUAAGACCAGUUGCUGAUAUUAGUGUGGAAAGCCAGGUUCUAUAUCAUACUCCAAAGUCUUCAUAUUCAUAUUGGGAUGACAUGCAGGGUAGCUACAUUUUCAGUACAAAAGAUCUUCCUUUUUUUGUAAAUUCAAAUGAAUGGCACUUGGAUACUUCAACAGCAGCUGGCGGGCGGUCAAAAGUCCUGCAUUUUGUGUUAUAUGUACCAUCUGCAAAAGAGUGCCCUCUAAAGUUGCAGUUGCCAAAUGGAGAGAUGUCCAUGACAAAUGGUUUUAUAUCACCGAUGUGGGGUGGUAUUAUUGUUUGGAAUCCACCAGCCUGUGUAGAGAAUUCUCAAAUGCAACAACUUUCCAGGCACAAAAUUUCCUCUGAAGAGUUGAAGAUGAUUUCCGAAGUUUUCAUGGGACAGUUGCGCCAGCUAUUUGGUCUGAAGUCUGAGAGCCUUUAUGUUGGUGGAUCUGCCACAUCUGUACUUUUAACCAGCGAAAAAGGCUUUGCAGAAUGGGAGUUGGACGUGUUAUCUAGGCAUCACACAUGUUUCAAUCUUCUUCAGUGUGGCACCACCCUUGGGUCUCUCUCUCGAUUGGUUCAGUCACUUCCCAGGAUGAUCAUCAGGGAUGAAAUAGGAAAACAGGUAAAGUAUUCUCUUGAAGCUGCAAAAUUAUCUCUGGGCAAUGUGUCCUUAGGAUAUUCCGAUGCUUCUGCUGUUUACUCGAGAAAAGCAAGAGCUUUAGCAGAGGAUGCCUUUUAUCAUCCAUCUAUGAUGUCCGUGAGCUACUACUCAUUUGAGCACUGUUUUGCUGUAUAUUCGCCAUUCUUUCUGCCAGUUGCACUGCAUGUGCUUCUUGCAGUCAUCAGAGAAUGGAAAAGAUACAAAGUGGAAAACAGAAAGUAUCUUGCAUGGAAGGACAAACUUGAGUAGCAUGUCGGAAUCACAGAUAAAACUUGAUGUGGGUGCUUGUAGCCAAAUCUGAAAGAGUGGAAGAACAAAAACUGGUGUCGAUGGGCAAUGCAGAAGUUUUGUGGGAAAAGCUUGUGAGGCUUGAUUGGAGAUAACACCUCUGUGGUGCUGUACCCGAAAAGUUUUGGAUCCACAGUGAGAUAUGAACUACAUUCCGUGAAGAAUUUGUAUAAAAAUUGACUAGAUAC
Messenger RNA from Lycium ferocissimum, 2022 nucleotides. RefSeq lists its product as uncharacterized. The record is from RefSeq and is a predicted model, not a curated record. Gene Ontology annotation, cellular component: GPI-anchor transamidase complex. Gene Ontology annotation, biological process: attachment of GPI anchor to protein. Bases 8 to 1795 code for a protein of 595 amino acids. The transcript has 13 exons. NCBI's taxonomy places the organism in Eukaryota, Viridiplantae, Streptophyta, Magnoliopsida, Solanales, Solanaceae.